AGACAAGUCACAAAAUUGAGACCAGAGGAACACAAAUGUUAAGUGAUUUCAUCAAAGGUCUGGUGGAUCGUUGCUUCUCCACCUCCAAUGGCUUCCCUUUACCUCAAUUCCUUACUCCCGCUUCUUUCUUCUCAUCCCCAGAAACUUAUAGAACCUUCUUCUUGUUCUUCCUCGUCUUUGUUGAGCACUUCCAAUCGUAACGAAGUUGCUCCUCUCAAGCCGAUUGUCAUCAAUGGAGAUCCACCCACUUUCGUCUCUGCUCCUGCUCGCCGUAUCAUUGCAGUUGGGGACCUUCACGGCGAUCUGAGUAAAGCCAGAGACGCACUUCAGUUGGGCGGCGUCUUGAGCUCCGAUGGACGAGACCAGUGGAUCGGCCAAGACACUGUGCUAGUUCAGGUAGGAGAUAUAUUGGAUCGUGGUGAUGAUGAAAUUGCAAUACUUUCUUUAUUAAGGUCACUUGAUGUUCAGGCCAAGGCUAAUGGUGGAGCUGUUUUCCAGGUUAAUGGGAACCAUGAGACGAUGAAUGUUGAAGGGGAUUUCAGAUACGUGGAUGCGAGAGCAUUUGAUGAGUGUACAGAUUUUCUUGACUACUUGGAGGACUAUGCACAAGACUGGGACAAAGCGUUUACUAAUUGGAUUUUUGAGUCAAGACAGUGGAAAGAAGAUAGGAGAAGUUCUCAAACCUAUUGGGAUCAGUGGAAUGUAGUAAAGAGGCAAAAGGGAGUGAUUGCAAGGUCGGUCCUUUUCAGACCAGGGGGUCGAUUAGCAUGUGAACUGGCGCGUCACGGAGUUGUUUUGCGCAUUAAUAACUGGGUCUUCUGCCACGGUGGUCUCCUUCCUCACCAUGUUGCAUAUGGCGUAGAGAGGAUAAAUAGAGAAGUCUCUACGUGGAUGAGAAGUGCUACUAACUAUGAAGACAGUCCUCAGAUGCCUUUCAUAGCGACUCGUGGAUAUGACAGUGUGGUCUGGAGCCGACUCUAUUCAAGAGAGACUUCUGAGCUGGCAGACUAUCAAAUUGAGCAGGUAAGUAAAAUCCUCCGGGACACUCUUGACGCUGUUGGUGCCAAGGCAAUGGUGGUCGGGCAUACUCCCCAGUUAUCGGGUGUUAACUGUGAAUAUGGUUGCGGCAUAUGGAGAGUUGAUGUAGGAAUGUCCAGUGGUGUUCUUGACUCUAGACCAGAGGUUCUAGAGAUAAUAGGGGACAAAGCUAGAGUCAUACGGAGCAACAGGGACACACUUCAUGAACUUCAAAUUGCAGAUUACAUUUAAAAAGCUUUGAAAGACGAGAACCAGACCCCCAUGUUCAAGAUUCAAACUUUAUAAGCCAUAUAUUUCAUGAUGAACAUAAAAACAGGGCAGCAGAAGCUAAAGAAAAGACCUAGCAUAUGCAGUUGGAUGAGGCCAGACUUUUGAACUCUAUGUAUGUACGUAUGUAUAUAUAUAUAUAUCUGUAUGGAUGAGUCAUCAUAAACAUACUAUAAUCAUCAAGUAAAAGGGUUUGUAUAGCAAAAAAAUACACUGGUUAGUAUCACUUUUAGAAAUACUCUUGUUACCAAACCA
Molecule: messenger RNA, 1560 nt
Organism: Capsella rubella
Lineage: Eukaryota; Viridiplantae; Streptophyta; Magnoliopsida; Brassicales; Brassicaceae
Product: shewanella-like protein phosphatase 1
Exons: 9
Coding region: 88-1269 (393 amino acids)
Molecular function (GO): hydrolase activity
Source: RefSeq, a predicted model, not a curated record